AUGGCUUCGGGCACCGCCACGGUCCUGGUCUCCCGCCAUGGUUCCGUCACAACGGUUUGCAUCAACCGCCCAGCUGUCCGAAAUGCUGUUGAUGGACCGACUGCGGCCGCUUUGCGUGCCGCCUUCGAGGCCUUUGACGCGGAUGCGUCCCAACGUGUGGCCGUGCUGCACGGCUCCGGGGGCAACUUCUGCGCGGGCGCAGACCUCAAGGCGGUGUCCGGGGAGCUUGGGAAGGAUGUUCAGCACGACCUGAGCCAUUAUGGGCCCAUGGGGCCCACAAGGCUGCAGCUGCGAAAGCCCGUCAUCGCGGCCGUCGAGGGCUACGCGGUCGCUGGUGGUCUCGAGCUUGCUUUGUGGGCCGAUCUUCGAGUCGUCGCACACGACGCUGUCUUCGGCGUCUUUUGCCGACGUUUUGGCGUGCCGCUGAUCGAUGGGGGCACUGUACGGCUUCCGCGGCUCAUCGGCCAGUCCCGUGCUGCGGAUCUCAUCCUCAGCGGGCGUGAGGUGAAGUCUGAGGAGGCGCUGUCGAUGGGGCUCGCCAAUCGCAUCGUGCCCGAGGGCGGAAACGUAGUCGAGGCUGCGCAGGCUCUCGCCGGCCUGAUCGCCAUGCAUCCGCAGGAGUGCAUGCAGAACGACCGCGAAAGCAUGCUCAAGCAGUGGGCGCUGCCGUUGCACGAGGCAUUGAAGGAAGAGUUUGCCCUGGGAAUGAAGACCAUCGCCUCUGGUGAGACGGUGGCAGGGGCAAGGCGAUUCUCCGAAGGAGAUGGGCGGCAUGGUAGCAAGCUCUGA
Messenger RNA from Symbiodinium natans, 789 nucleotides. The record is from the annotation of a GenBank genome assembly. Lineage: Eukaryota; Dinophyceae; Suessiales; Symbiodiniaceae.